This is a messenger RNA of Erythranthe guttata (spotted monkey flower), 2471 nucleotides long. It is a transcript of the gene RCD1, whose product is annotated as WWE protein-protein interaction domain protein family. Lineage: Eukaryota; Viridiplantae; Streptophyta; Magnoliopsida; Lamiales; Phrymaceae. Gene Ontology annotation, molecular function: NAD+ poly-ADP-ribosyltransferase activity. The record is from RefSeq and is a predicted model, not a curated record.
AAAGCGACUCUCAAUUUCUUGAGGUUCAAGCAAUAUAUGAGGGUCAAUUUCGUCAGAAAACAUAUUAGUAACCGAAAUGAAAGACGGUGGUCCCAUUUUUGUUCUUUAUUUUAUUAUUUUGCUUAUUCGAUUCGAUUUUUCUUUUGAACUAGGGUUUGACAACACCUCAGCAGCGGAAGAGAAGAGGAGAAAUAAUUAGAAAAAAAAAAGUGAACGAAUAGGAAAAUUAAUUCGACGACUCCUCCAUGUAUGGUUUCUCGGCAGUUAGUGAUGGCUUUUUUUUUGUGAGGCAAAACCUCAAGUAAGUUUGGCGAAGCUGCUAUCUUUGAACUUUUGGCUGUGAAUUGGUGGAUAGGGAUUGAUCCAGUAGGUACAAAUGAACACAAAGUACGAAAAGGUAUUGGAUAGUUAUCAACAUGUUGAUCUGAAGAGAAAGCAUUCAGAUCGAUGCACCAUCCGCUCUACUGGAGCUACUCGUGUGCCUUUUCCUCUGCGGUCCUCUCCUAUUUCAUCCAUCCACAAUUUUGCCAAGCGAAGGAAGUUAGAUGGAUCCGCGAACAAGUACGGAGGGUGUGCUUUUCCAUCUGGGAAACGUCUGCUUAAAUAUUAUUCUAACUUCAAGAAAAGUGGAAUUCUGCAGCGUUUAAUGUAUUAUGACAAUGAUGAGUGGGAAGACUUUUCCCAGGAUGUUGUUGCAUUUGUCAACAAAGACAUUGUUAAGAAUCCUGCAGUAGAAGUGGAGGUCAAUGGAAAUGCAAUUUUGUUAGAUUUCUUGCAUAUGACGCAGUUGGACAUGAAUACUGGUCUUCUUCGGCCUAUUGCUUGGAUUGAUAUUUCUGGAAAGUGUUUCUUCCCUGAAAUAGUUAGUAAUGAUUAUGAUGAAGAACAUGAUCUUCACUAUGAAUUUGCUGAAGGCCAUGAUCAUCUAGAAGAUGAAGAACCUCAGGGGUCCAAUAAUAUCAAUUUGCAUUUGGAGAUUGAAAUACAUGGAUUAGAUAAUGAAUCUAGUGGGGAGUCCAAUGUGAAUGUUGAGCAAGUACAAGCUCACAAGGAUACUGUUCUGAGAGAUGGUGAUAAGGAAAUCCAUGCAAAAGCAUCUGAUGUUGAAGUUGAUGAGAAACGUGGUUACAAUCAGCUGAUGGAAGGAAACAUAGUCGUUGCAGUUAAUAGCAUGCAUGGGUCUUUAGGCUCUGAUGCUGUGAAGGAGAUGCUCCUGAAAGCUAUUCGCUCAAUUGACGUUAACGUUGAGGAGGUACAUCGUUGCAUGAGUAUUGUCAUGGAAACUCGGUCUGAACUUUUUGAGAAACAGGUCGAUAUCACUAAAAGGUACCGUGGGGAUGCAAAUGUCCAAUACGCCUGGCUUCCUUGUCCGAUAGGAACAAUUUCAACUAUACUGAAAUAUGGUAUUGGCCAUUAUGAGCCGUUAACAACGAAGCCCUUGCAUGGUAUGGGGAUACAUCUAAUCCCUGCAAAUGGCACUCAGAUCAGUAUCAAUAAUAUUGAUGUUGACGAAAAUGGGUCACGACAUGUGGUAUUCUGUCGUGUUAUAAUGGGGAAUAUGGAAGUUGUGCCAUUUGGAUCAAACCAGUACCAUCCCAGUAGCGAGAACUUUGAUAGCGGCGUUGACAAUCUUGAAAGCCCAGAGCAAUAUGUUGUAUGGAACAUGAAUAUGAACACUCAUAUCUAUCCAGAAUGUAUUGUUAGUUUCAAGCCGACCUCAGAUGUUGAAGGGCAUGUGAUUGGACAGGGGAACAGGGUUGAUGUUUCAGGGUUCGAUCCUCAAGGCCAGAAGAGGAUUCCCAUGAGCCCUUGGAUGCCGUUUCCGAUGCUGUUCGCCUCCAUCUCAAAUAAAGUUCCUCCUCAAAGCAUGGACCUCGUUAAAUCCAACUAUGAAUUGUUCAAGAAUAAGAAGAUAACUAGGGACGUAUUUGUCAAGAAAUUGAGGUUGAUUGUCGGCGAUGCCUUGUUGAAGUCAGCAAUAACAAGUCUUCAGCGCAAGAUGUCAAACUCGUCAAGCUCUGAUGUUGAAACAGCUUGAGUUUAUGGCAUGAUCCAAGACAUUUCCCGAGUCUUGAUAAAAGAAAGCCUGUUUAAAGGAGUCCGUGAGCACCAUCUGUUUUUUCUACUGUUUCGUUAAUGUCAUCGUUUCUGUAUUUGUCAAGUACACCUCCCCAAUUUUAAGUUCAUGACUUAAUUCUGAUAUUGAUACACAAAUUAGCAACUUAUGUCGAUUGUUUUAAGUAUUUUCUUUUAAAUGUAUGUAAUCAACAAGGUGCAGCAUAUACUUUUCAUAAUGUCUUCUUGGUGUGACCUUCUUGAUCAGGAUUGACACAUGUCAGUGUCUUAAAUAUCAAGACGAUUGUAAAGUAUGUCAAAACCUUCUUGUAAUAUGUAUAUAUGGGUGUGGCAAUCGGGCUAUGUAAGCCAAGCUUUGGUGCGUUCAAUGUCAAAUACUAUCGGGUUUUCAGUUA